This is a messenger RNA of Manis javanica (Malayan pangolin), 2704 nucleotides long. It is a transcript of the gene PLOD3, whose product is annotated as procollagen-lysine,2-oxoglutarate 5-dioxygenase 3. Gene Ontology annotation, cellular component: endoplasmic reticulum. Gene Ontology annotation, biological process: peptidyl-lysine hydroxylation. Gene Ontology annotation, molecular function: iron ion binding; L-ascorbic acid binding; procollagen glucosyltransferase activity. The record is from RefSeq and is a predicted model, not a curated record. NCBI's taxonomy places the organism in Eukaryota, Metazoa, Chordata, Mammalia, Pholidota, Manidae.
GGGCGCCGGCAUCUCGGGUUUACUGUAACCUCCGGCUACGCCUUUUUUCCAGGGCGGAGCCCCAACCCUGCUCCUCCUCUCAGCGGGCCGCACAGCAGCCCUGGUCCCCCGUCCCAGAACCCCUUUCCAGAGUUGGGAUCCAGGCGCGCUGCCCGAGCCCUUGAGGGCCCGUGUGCUGUCUCAGUGCUCUCCUCACCAUGGCCUCCGCGGGCCCGGGACUUGGGCUCGCGCUGCUGCUCCCGCUGCUGCUCCCGCUGCUGCCGCCGCCGCGUGCGGCCGCGGCCUCCGACCGUCCGCGGGGCAGCAGCCCGGUCAACCCAGAGAAGCUGCUGGUGAUCACCGUGGCCACAACUGAGACUGAGGGAUACUGGCGCUUCCUGCAGUCAGCAGAAUUUUUCAACUACACAGUUCGGACCCUGGGCCUGGGAGAGGAGUGGCGAGGGGGUGAUGUGGCCCGAACGGUUGGUGGAGGACAGAAGGUCAGGUGGCUGAAGAAGGAAAUGGAAAAAUAUGCAGACCGAGAGGACAUGGUCAUCAUGUUUGUGGACAGCUAUGAUGUGAUUCUGGCUGGCAGCCCCUCGGAGCUGCUCAAGAAGUUCAUCCAGAGUGGCAGCCGCCUGCUCUUCUCCGCAGAGGGCUUCUGCUGGCCUGAGUGGGGUCUGGCAGAGCAGUACCCUGAGGUGGGCACGGGGAAGCGCUUCCUCAACUCUGGUGGAUUCAUUGGCUUUGCCCCGACCAUCCACCAAAUUGUCCGCCAGUGGAAGUACAAGGAUGAUGAUGACGAUCAGCUGUUCUACACCCGACUCUACCUGGACCCCGGACUAAGGGAGAAACUCAACCUUAAUCUGGAUCAUAAAUCCCGGAUCUUUCAGAACCUCAACGGGGCUUUGGAUGAGGUAGUUUUAAAGUUUGAUCGGAACCGUGUGCGUAUCCGGAAUGUGGCCUACGACACACUUCCUGUUGUGAUCCAUGGGAAUGGUCCAACUAAGCUCCAGCUGAAUUACCUGGGAAACUAUGUUCCAAAUGGCUGGACUCCUGAGGGAGGCUGUGGCUUCUGUGACCGGGACCGGAGGACACUCCCGGGGGGGCAGCCUCCCCCCCGGGUGCUUCUGGCUGUGUUUGUGGAACAACCUACUCCAUUCCUGCCCCGCUUCCUCCAGCGACUGCUGCUCCUGGACUACCCCCCCAACAGGGUCACCCUUUUCCUGCACAACAAUGAAGUGUACCACGAGCCCCACAUUGCAGACUCCUGGCCCCAGCUCCAGGACCACUUCUCAGCUGUGAAGCUGGUGGGGCCAGAGGAGGCCCUGACCCCAGGCGAGGCCAGGGACAUGGCCAUGGACAGUUGUCGGCAGGACCCUGAGUGUGAAUUCUACUUCAGCCUGGACGCUGACUCUGUCAUCACCAACCAGCAGGCCCUGCGCAUCCUCAUUGAAGAGAACAGGAAGGUGAUAGCGCCCAUGCUGUCCCGCCAUGGGAAGCUGUGGUCCAACUUCUGGGGAGCCCUGAGCCCCGACGAAUACUAUGCGCGCUCUGAGGAUUACGUGGAGCUGGUGCAGCGGAAGCGAGUGGGUGUGUGGAACGUGCCCUACAUAUCCCAGGCAUACAUGAUCCGUGGGGAGACCCUGAGGAGAGAGCUGCCCCAGAGGGAGGUGUUCUCAGGCAGUGACAGUGACCCAGACAUGGCCUUCUGCAAGAGCCUGCGGGACAAGGGCAUCUUCCUCCACCUCAGCAAUCAGCACGAAUUUGGCCACCUCCUGGCCACUUCCCGGUAUGACACAGACCACCUGCACCCCGACCUCUGGCAGAUCUUUGACAACCCUGUGGACUGGAAGGAGCAGUACAUUCAUGAGAACUACAGCCGGGCCCUUGAAGGGGAGGGAUUCGUGGAGCAGCCGUGCCCGGAUGUGUACUGGUUCCCACUACUGUCAGAGCAAAUGUGUGACGAGCUGGUGGAGGAGAUGGAGCAUUACGGCCAGUGGUCAGGAGGCCGGCACGAGGACUCCAGGCUGGCUGGAGGCUACGAGAACGUGCCCACUGUGGACAUCCACAUGAAGCAGGUGGGCUAUGAGGACCAGUGGCUGCAGCUGCUGAGGACAUACGUGGGGCCCAUGACCGAGAGCCUGUUCCCAGGCUACCACACCAAGACCCGGGCAGUGAUGAACUUCGUAGUCCGCUACCGGCCAGACGAGCAGCCCUCUCUGCGGCCACAUCACGACUCCUCCACCUUCACCCUGAAUGUGGCCCUCAACCACAAGGGCCUGGACUAUGAGGGAGGUGGCUGCCGCUUCCUGCGCUAUGACUGCAUGAUCUCAUCGCCGCGGAAGGGCUGGGGGCUCCUGCACCCUGGCCGUCUCACCCACUACCAUGAGGGGUUGCCCACCACCUGGGGCACUCGCUACAUCAUGGUGUCCUUUGUGGACCCCUGACAUUCAACCACUCGGCAAACCUUCCCUGCCAUUGUGCCUUGUUUGCCCCCUCCUUGAGGGGGUAUGUCUGGCUCCUCGCCUUCUGCGUGUAUGUUCUGUGUGCCUGGACUGAAUGUGUUGCCUCAACCCCCAGUACAUAGCCCUCUCAGGAAGCUCCUGGAGCCCCCUUGCCCUUCCCCUAGCCCCCCGGGGUUCAUGGGGGGAGGGCUUCUGGGGGUCCCCCAUGUGAUAAGUUAUUGUUUCCAGUCUCCCUCACAAUAAAGGAGGAUUUGUAA